This is a messenger RNA of Epithele typhae, 917 nucleotides long. RefSeq lists its product as uncharacterized. The annotation marks the transcript as partial. Lineage: Eukaryota; Fungi; Basidiomycota; Agaricomycetes; Polyporales; Epitheliaceae. The transcript has 2 exons. The record is from RefSeq and is a predicted model, not a curated record.
AUGUCACGCGUCUGCUCUGCACAAAUCGCCGGUGUAAUCAAAGACCGGCGGAACGACCUCGUCGCCGAUUCCCUUGUGGAUUUUUGCCCCAACCUGCAACACCUCACGAUUGACAACAGCUUGUGGCUGCCCUUGCUCGCACACUUCCCGCGUCUCAAGACGGUUCACUGCACCUACGGCGUUAUACCGCACAUCGAGGACCUGGAGAGCAUGGCCACGUAUCCCGCACUGGAAUCCCUCUCGUUCCACCUCUACCACGCAACCAUCUACUACCAUUCCGAGCCGCCGCCCCGACGUCCCGCGAUCGAGAUGUUCGCCUUCGUGCGCUUCCCCGCGCUCCGCACGCUCUCCUACACCUUCGACCCCCGCCUCUUCGAGAACGGCAUCGACGUCCCGCUGGGGGCCAUCGCCGCUGCGUACUCGCACCUCGCCACGCUCAAGCUCACCAUGAUCCCCUGGGCGGAACUGGCACGCCAGAUCACGCCCUUCUACUCACCGACCCCACCGCGGGUGAACACACGCAUGGCCUUGUCCGUGCGCCUCGGGGCGGUCCUGGCGCACCUCGCGCCCAUUCUGGACCUGCGCGCGCUGCACCUUACCGUGCAGGGUGAGCGGUUUGGCUACAGCGACGAUGACCUCCGUGCGGUCGCGACGGUGUGGCCUCGGAUCGUCGAGCUCCGGAUCUCCGUGAACGGCGCACUAGUCGAGGGCGAGGGCGAGGAGGUGGCGACGCUCGACGGUCUCGCGGGGCUCGCGCGCGGUGUUCCGGAGCUGCGCGUGCUGCACGUCCCGCGUGUCGCGCUCUCGCGGGGCUCGCGCGAUGUUGUGUCUGUCGAGCCGCACCGCGCUCUGCACGACCUCAAGUUGGGCCCGAUAGAGAUGCAGGAAGAGCGGGGAGACGGGAAGGGGAGCAGGAG